CUUGUAUCAAUACAGCUCUGAGACGGCCGACAACAACUUGGCAACAAAGAUCGACAACACUGUGUAAAAAGCGAAGAUGCCCCGAGGCUACUUCUCCCCGUACGCACCGCGCAGACGCCGUUCGCCCAGGCUCGUCUUGAUCUGGGUCUCCAUCUUCCUCUUCCUUCUCUGGAUUACCUGGUACAUUACAACCCGCCACAAGGAGGAGGCAGCACCCUACGUCGAGGAGUUCAUUCACCCGGGAAGGAUGCCGAGGAGGGCAAAGGAGGCUGCCGGCAACGCAGAAUGAGCUUGGUGUGAGAGGAAGGGUGGCGCCAACAUGACCUGCAUGGCCGCAUCUUUUGUGUGCUGCGACGACAUCGUUUCGGACUUUGUUUGAGUCGGCUCAUCCCUCGCAUUCCAACUUCCUGGUGAACACGGUGGCCGAGGACCCGGCAAAGAACUGCGAUGUGGAAACGGUCAAGGCGAAGCAGCAGGCAAUCCCGAUUUGGACGGAUGGCGUUGGAAGAAAAGGAGGGAAAGGAAAACAUACAAUGGGCAGGGAGCUCGCAUUUGGAUAAACAGUAAUAAAUGUAACAUCACUCG
Messenger RNA from Thermothelomyces thermophilus ATCC 42464, 585 nucleotides. RefSeq lists its product as uncharacterized. The transcript has a single exon. The coding region runs from base 77 to 289 and encodes 70 amino acids. NCBI's taxonomy places the organism in Eukaryota, Fungi, Ascomycota, Sordariomycetes, Sordariales, Chaetomiaceae. The record is from RefSeq and is a predicted model, not a curated record.